CAGAUCUGAUUGAGAAUACACACAAGCCGAGCGAGCUCUCCGUCGGCGACAGUGCCGACAGUAUCAGUUUGUUCAAAUCGAUCAUCAGUUUCCACGCCGGGUAUUUAUUUAGAACGCUUGACAACGGUUUCCUUUUCACUGGAAAUUUGACAUCAAGAAUUUUGUUGAGGUUCCCGAUUUCGUACUUCGUGACCCCAUCGCCGAGUCAGUCUACGAGUCCUAGUCGGCCAAGAGACUAGUCUAGAUUUUCGCCAAAUCGGACUAGAUUCUAUUCUAGAUUCUAGUGAAAAGAAACUGAUAGCCUAGCUAGAUCUAGCGCUGAAAAGAAAACAAUUCAGAGUAAAUUGAUAAGUACCUGCAGUGCAGCCCCAGAGAAAAGCUUCACUAAUUUUAGGUUCAGGGGGUCUAGAUCUAGAUCUAGUCUGGAAUCAAAUACAAUAGUCAAUAGACGCCUUUUAUCCCUUCUCGUAGGCUACUCUAAAAGAAUACAAUUAGACUACUAGAUUCUAGAUCUCUAGACUCCCAAAGUCAAAGACUAGAUCUAGAACUAGAUCUAGAUCUUACCUAGGAGUGUAACUGUGGUGUGGCGGAAAUUGCUGGAAAUUCUUCAUGCUUAUGGCUUAAAACUUUCUGCGACUGAAACAACCGGAAAAACAAAAUGUCAGUUGAGGAAAUGAAGGGUAGUAAGAACAAUUCCAAUUCGGCUGCAGCCCGGAGAAAACUUGUUCAUCAAGACACGGCAAAUGACACGGAUGUACCUAUAUCUGCAGUGAGUGAGACUGAAGCCAACAACGGUCUGAGCAAAGACAUUGUCACGGACGCCAUAGUGCGGCACAAAGCUUUCCGAUGGUGCCAGGACUCUAUCGGAGGCGCAUGGACGCAGGUGACGUCGGAGGACGAUCUCACCAUCGCUCCGAUCAGCGGAGGGAUGUCCAACUACCUGUAUCUGGUAACCCUGCCAGCGAGGAUCAAACCGCUGGGGGACGAGCCGACGGAAGUCUUGCUGCGCAUCUACGGCCAGAUCUCCAAGUCCACCCUGGACUUCCUGGUGCACAACUCGGUGGUGUUUGCCCUGCUGGCCGAGCGGAAGCUAGGACCCAAGCCGUACGGGAUGUACCAUGAUGGGAGAAUCGAGGAGUUUAUCCAGGCGCGACCUCUGGGGCCGGAGGACCUGAAGGAGGAGGAGGUCAUGGGCAUGGUUGCAGAGAAGCUGGCCCAGUUCCAUUCCCUGGACAUGCCGCUGUGCAAGAAGCCGCGCUGGUUCAAGAGCUUGGUCCGCGGCUGGAUCCGAGACAUCCAGAACAACUACGACCUCAACUCGGAGGUGCUGGAAAAACUGUCCCUGAUGGCGCCCACCUUUGACAUGGAGAAGGAAUUUCAGAAUCUCUUGGGUUACGACCUGGGCAAUCACUUCAACGAGUGGAUGUUUGACUACUCCAGCUCAGGAAAGCCUGGGUUCAAAUACUCGCCGGAGAAUUACCCCACCAAGAAACAGCAGUACUACUUUUUCCGGUCAUACCUGAAGGCCCAGGGUCAGACAGACGUGAGCGAGGCCACGCUGGCCAAGAUCUACAUGGAGACGAACACACUGUCGCUGCACUCGCACUUCCUGUGGGGCGUCUGGAGCAUGGUGCAGGCUCAGGCCUCCAGCAUCGAGUUUGAUUAUAACGUGAGGGGAAUAGUGUGUUGGCGUGGGAUUGAGGUGUGGGAUGGUGGCAUGGGCUGGUUGUGUGGUGUGGAGUGGGGUGGGGUGGUUGUGUGGUGUGGGGUGUUGGUGUGGGACGGUGGUGUGGGAUGGUGGUUUGGGCUUUCCUAUGGAGAGCUUUUUAUAUCCUCGAUAUCUGAGAACAAAUAUUCAGAGGAGAAAUGGCUCUUGGACUCGCAACCGUAA
Messenger RNA from Aplysia californica (California sea hare), 1891 nucleotides. RefSeq names its product choline/ethanolamine kinase. Gene Ontology annotation, cellular component: cytoplasm. Gene Ontology annotation, biological process: phosphatidylethanolamine biosynthetic process; CDP-choline pathway. The record is from RefSeq and is a predicted model, not a curated record. Bases 659 to 1891 code for a protein of 410 amino acids. Gene Ontology annotation, molecular function: choline kinase activity; ethanolamine kinase activity. NCBI's taxonomy places the organism in Eukaryota, Metazoa, Mollusca, Gastropoda, Aplysiida, Aplysiidae. The transcript has 8 exons.